AUCACUAAAACAAGCUCCUCGCAACUAUAAAUUGCUUACCUCUCCUCAAACUCAAUCUCACUCUUCAAAAAGCUCACUUCUCCAUUUCUUCUUGUCUCGAUCGCUGCUGCAUUCACCUUCGUGUAUCACCUCCGAAGCCUAACUCUUCGUUGUAGCCUCCAAAAGAACACAGGAAAAAUGGUUGCCAAUAAAUUGACAGAAAAGACCGAAGUUGUCGAUAACUUGAAAGGAAAAACGGAAGUUGUCGAUACCUUGAAAGAAAAGGUGGUCGCUAUCGAUGAUAAUCUGUCUGCAUGCACACUUGACUACGACAGGAAAGCUGAGCUUAUAGCCUUUGAUGAAACCAAAUCCGGUGUCAAAGGACUUGUAGAUGCUGGCAUAACAGAGGUGCCUCGGAUCUUCCGUCUACCAUCACCUGAAAACCCAAACUCCGACCAAAAGUCGCCACCAGAGCACAGUCUUCCGGUCAUCAACCUUGAAGGAAUCAAGGAAGAUCCGAUCCGGCGAAAGGAGGUGGUGAAGGAAAUCAAGGAUGCGUUAGGGAGUUGGGGGUUCUUUCAAAUGGUGAAUCAUGGAGUUCCGAUUAGCGUAAUGGAGGAGAUGAAAAAAGGAGUUUUAGGGUUUUUUGAACAGGAUAAUGAGGUGAAGAAGCAUUGGUAUACAAGAGACAGCAGUGGGAAAACGAGGGUGGUGUAUAACAGCAAUUUCGACUUGUAUUCUGCUCCGGUGACAAACUGGCGAGACUCUUUCUUGUGCACCAUGUAUCCUAAUCCUCCUCAGCCAGACGAGUUGCCUCCUCAAUGCAGAGAUAUUUUGUUGGAGUACUCAAACCAUGUAAUGAAUCUCGGACGUGCUGUUCUCGAAUUGAUGUCGGAGGCUCUAGGGUUGGACUCAAAUUACCUUUUAGAUAUGGGAUGUGCAGAAGGGCUUUCUAUUGGGAACCAUUACUAUCCUCCUUGCCCACAACCUGAGCUAACGAUUGGCACCCUUGAACACACCGAUGCCGGGUUCAUUACCAUUCUUCAACAAGAUCAUAUCGGUGGCCUUAAGGUCUUUUAUCAGAACGAAUGGACCGAUGUUCCAACCAUACCAGGAGCCUUUGUAGUGAAUGCUGGAGAUCUUUUACAGCUAGUUACAAAUGAUAACUUUGUAAGUUCACGACACAAAGUGAUGGCAAACAAGGCUGGUCCAAGGAUAUCGAUGGCAUCGUUCUUUAUGAGAUACCUGACUGAUACAGGAAAGGUAUUGGGACCAAUCAAGGAGUUGCUUUCCGAAGAUAAUCCAGCCAAGUAUAGAGAAACAACAGAAAAAGAAUUUUCGAGUCACUACCAUCAGAAAGGACUUACUAAAAUUUCCGCUCUUAUGCAUUUCAAGAUCUAGCUCAAUUAUAUGACUUAAAUUGGCUCCAAGAUGAAGGUCUCCUUUUCUCGUUCUACUCGUGGUCACCUAAUCUAUCUUUAAAAUUGUUUCUUUGCAUUACAAUAAAAGUAUUAUGUUUUAAUAAGAAGCUGACAAAAAAAGUUAGUGGCUAUAUUGUACCUAAUUCACUACGUAAUCAAAUGUAAUGACAAACGUUGAACGCUUUUGCGGCUUCAAAAACUCCAAGUAUUGUAAAGGUGAAUUUACUAGUUGGACUUUGGUAUAUUUGUUUA
This is a messenger RNA of Lactuca sativa (garden lettuce), 1652 nucleotides long. Its product is annotated as 1-aminocyclopropane-1-carboxylate oxidase homolog 1. The record is from RefSeq and is a predicted model, not a curated record. Lineage: Eukaryota; Viridiplantae; Streptophyta; Magnoliopsida; Asterales; Asteraceae.